Molecule: messenger RNA, 978 nt
Organism: Atta colombica
Lineage: Eukaryota; Metazoa; Arthropoda; Insecta; Hymenoptera; Formicidae
Product: chymotrypsin-1-like
Exons: 6
Coding region: 8-754 (248 amino acids)
Biological process (GO): proteolysis
Molecular function (GO): serine-type endopeptidase activity
Source: RefSeq, a predicted model, not a curated record
UUUCAAUAUGUAUACGUUCUUUACUUUGAUAGUCGCUUGUUUAGCGAUAACUGCCUAUGGCUUUCCAGACACUCACAUUGUUGGUGGAAGGGAUGCGCCAAUCGGCAAGUUCCCGUAUCAAGUAUCUUUGAAAAAAUCCGGACGUCAUUCCUGCGGUGGAUCCAUCAUCAAUCGUUCUACCAUUCUCACUGCCGCUCACUGUUUAGUAGGCUAUCGCUUGAAUCCCAGUGCUCUCAAAUCAUUAACUAUUCACGCCGGCACAAAUCUGCUAAGCGAAAAUGGUACUGUCUACAAAGCUAAACAAGCCAUCCUUCACGAGGCUUUCGAUUCUGUUAGAAUAAUCAAUGACAUUGGUUUACUUAUUCUGUCAACUCCAAUUAAAUAUACCAAAUAUAUACAGCCUAUAUCACUUGCAACUACCGACAUUGCUCCCAGUGGCUCUUACUGCAUCUUAUCUGGAUGGGGAAGAAUUAAGACUGGUGGUAUAACUCCUGACAAGUUGCAAGAGAUUGAGUUAAAUGUUUAUGAUUUAAAUAAAUGCCAUCAAAAACAGAGAAAAGUACAAUUUAGUCACAUUUGCACACUCACCAGAAUAGGUGAAGGCGCGUGCCACGGAGAUUCCGGUAGUCCUCUUGUUUCUAAUGGUGUUCAGAUUGGUAUUGUCUCUUUUGGUAGACCAUGUGCUCGGGGAUGGCCCGAUGUAUACACUAGAGUGGCUUCUUUCAAGGAAUGGAUUAAAAAUUAUGUCGAAUAAUAGAACAAAACAAAAUAUAUUUUAAGCAAUAUUAAAUAAAACAAUAUUAAAAUAUAUUUUAUAUAUUAUUAUUUAAAUGUAUUAAUAUUCUUUAUUAUACAAAAAUUGCAAAAGUAUAUUUUGUAAAACGUUUAACAAGUUUAACAUACGAUAAAUAAUAAUUAUAAUUAUAUUUAUGAAUAAGAAAGAAAAAAUCAUUUUUCAAAAUAAUUUUUUAAUAAUUA